Molecule: messenger RNA, 2875 nt
Organism: Nothoprocta perdicaria
Lineage: Eukaryota; Metazoa; Chordata; Aves; Tinamiformes; Tinamidae
Gene: ZC4H2
Product: zinc finger C4H2-type containing
Exons: 5
Coding region: 198-872 (224 amino acids)
Biological process (GO): positive regulation of neuron differentiation
Cellular component (GO): nucleus
Source: RefSeq, a predicted model, not a curated record
UCUCCUUUUCAUCGAACUGGGUAGCAGUAGGCAGCUGCACUCCAAGUCCCAUAGCUCCCAUUGCAGCCUACUGCACAGGCUCAGAGACCAUAGCUAGGAGGAGGUGGUUCGUUGUCUCUAUUGUACGAUUUUGUGUCCGCCUCCCCCCUCCAGUCUUUUGUACAUUUCACGGGAGGUUAAAAUUGGGAGUGAAAAGCAUGGCUGAUGAGCAAGAAAUCAUGUGCAAACUCGAGAGCAUCAAGGAGAUCAGGAAUAAGACUUUGCAGAUGGAGAAAAUAAAAGCACGACUAAAAGCAGAAUUUGAAGCCCUGGAGUCUGAGGAGAGACACCUGAAAGAAUACAAACAGGAAAUGGACCUGCUGCUGCAAGAGAAGAUGGCCCAUGUGGAGGAGCUGCGGCUGAUCCACGCUGAUAUUAAUGUGAUGGAGAAUACUAUCAAGCAGUCAGAGAAUGAUCUCAACAAGCUAUUGGAAUCUACUCGUCGCCUUCAUGAAGAAUACAAACCCCUGAAGGAGCACGUAGAUGCUUUACGGAUGACUCUCGGUUUACAGAGGCUGCCAGAUCUUUGUGAGGAGGAGGAGAAACUGUCCCUCGAUUAUUUCGAAAAGCAGAAAGCAGAAUGGCAGACAGAACCACAGGAGCCUCCCAUCCCAGAGUCUCUGGCUGCAGCUGCAGCUGCUGCCCAACAGCUGCAAGUGGCUAGGAAACAAGAUACCAGACAGACAGCAACUUUUAGACAACAGCCACCUCCAAUGAAGGCAUGUUUAUCGUGUCACCAACAAAUUCAUCGGAAUGCACCCAUCUGUCCACUCUGCAAAGCAAAGAGCCGAUCUCGGAAUCCCAAAAAGCCCAAGAGGAAACAAGAUGAGUGAAGAAGGACAGAAGAAUGGGAAUAUAUAUGACCAGUCCUAAUACCUUUCCAGUAGAACUGUAAAUGUAGCCAGACUUAAUGAAGUGCAAAAUCAAGUAUGAUUGACUCAUUGUUUUCUAUUUAAUGCUACGUAAGCACAAUGUUUCUGUUCUGUCUUAAUUUCCUUCUACUCCUUGAGAUUCGGUUUUAGGAAAAGAAAUACUAAUGGUGCUAAAGCUUAACAUUUCAAGCAUUGUAUCUUUUGGACCUUAAAGAAAAUAGUAUCCUAAAUGUCAGACUAUUCCUAUCAGCCAAAUGUAAGUACCACAAGUUCUUUUAUGCCCACUUUUUAAGCAGAUAUUUCUAAAAAUAAUCCAAUCUUUUCCUCAAAUCAGAAGACUACUUGAAGUGCAGAAAUAGGAGAUUGUCUCGCUGUUCUCUAAAGAACAACUUCUCUACCUGGCUAGUAAUACUACAUAGGCUUGAGUAUCAAGUAGAACUGUUUUUAUAAUGGAUAUGUUAAUGGGGGGAAUAUAUAUAUAUAAAAAUAGGAAAUCAGUGCAUCAGAACACAAUUGAAUUUUGAUCAAUUACUAGAGCUUGAUUGUACUAUUCCCUCAAAUUUGGCUUAAAAUUUGGAAGGCAGAUCAAGUUGUAGGAUAACAUAACUUGUGAUGCAUACAAAUGACAUAAUUUAUGAUGCAUUACCAUCAGCAGUCAGAAGACUGACUUAAGUAUAAGGCUAAAAUGAACUGCAUUAGUGAUCUUCCUAGGAGCUGUGACCAAUGGAUUCUCUACAUAUCACACAUCAAAUAACAAAUACCUCUUUGCCUCUGUGGCUGCAACAUUAACCAUUCUGCAUGUGUUCUCUUCCUGGUUUCUGCCGCCAAAAUCCUGAACAAACUUAUCCUGCAAUAGACCACAGGGAAGCUCAGUAGCAUGCAAAAUGAAAAAUUAGACAUUUCACCAGAUCCCACUUUCCCCACCCCACUCUUGUUCCUGCCAAUGAAAACUAACUAGUUGUUUGUCUUUUUGUAAGUAACUUUCAAGCUAGUUUUAUUUCAGCCCAGAGUAGUUUCUUGCUCUAUACAUAGGCCAAAAGUACUCUGAUUAGGGGAUACUUCAGACUUCUCGGUGUAUCUGUGUCCUCCCGUUUCCUCUCAUGUAAUUAGAGCUUCUCCAAAGGAGAAAAUGAUGGUGACUCAACUACAGAACUGAGGCUUAAAAUCUAUUGCUUUCUCAUUUUGUCAUUGGUUUUGUUGUCUAAACUGAUAGUAAGUCUUAACUAUUCUUUCUCCUUUUCUCCUAACUUUAGGAGAAAGGACUGCCAGUCUAGACUCUUCCUCUCUUUUUAGUCCAUUUCUGUUGUCUAUAAUUAUGCUCCAUUGGCUAUAUUAAGAAUUUUGCUUGUUAGACAGUAAGGACAGUGAAGUCCCAAAUCCCUGAUCACAAGACUUGAACAAAAUAGUGGGGGCCAAUACAAAAGAUUCUGUUGGCCAAAUCACAUACGUCACUAUGCAUUUCUUAAUUCUAUCAUAAAGUACAUGAGUAUUUUAUUGAAAAUAGUCCUAUAAUUUAUGGCAAGUUCGCAUGAUAUUGGUCCAUUUUAAUGUUUCACAACCAAAUAAACAUCUCAGUGGAAUAUGGACCAUGUGGCCCUGAAAAUACAUCAAAAGCAGUUUCUGUUAGGCAUGUGACUGGGGCUUAGUCUCUGUGCAAUGGAGAGGCUAUUCAUUAGCUCUCUUACUCAUUGCUCUCUCCACCAGGUAGCGGCAGUGUUCUAAUUCUUUAUCCUUAUGCAUAUUUCCUAACAUCAAUAUUGAAUUCUGUGUUUAAAUAUCAAAGUGGCCAUAUGAUGCCUGCCCCGAUCAGAGGAUUUUAUUUGGCUUAAGGAAAAAUAUGCACAGUUAAAAGAAUAGCACAUAGGCUUCUUAUUAUUGCAAGCAUGAGAACAGGAUACUUCUGAUAAUGGAGGUACAAAAAUUUAAAAAGUAACAAUGGACAGUGGGUGAAUUGUCUGCAAUGA